Molecule: messenger RNA, 2365 nt
Organism: Klebsormidium nitens
Lineage: Eukaryota; Viridiplantae; Streptophyta; Klebsormidiophyceae; Klebsormidiales; Klebsormidiaceae
Source: the annotation of a GenBank genome assembly
CUCCGUCUGACGUGGCAUUCGAAGUGGCAACUAUAUUUUGGCGCGAAGGUUUCAAACCUUGCCAUUCAAGUUGGCGCCAAAUUGUGUUUCUUCAAGGAAGAAUUCAAGAAGUUGAAGUUGGAAGCCUUCAACUUCAAGGCUUCAUUGUCAAAUUCAAACCCACACUGAUCACCAGGCUCUGUCGCAGGACUCCAAUCCGGUCACCGCUUUGCAGAAGAGCAUCCGCAAAGUUGAUGCACGCCCAAUCACUCUUCCAAGAAGUCCUUGCGUUCCCUUUUGAGUUGUAAGGAUUUCUGCACGGGUGCUGUCAAUAUCGGAUCUUCAAAGUCAACUAAUACUAUAUUGUCCGACCGUUCCCAGCGGCACGUCAGCAAUCCAGCUUAGUUCAUUUGCGGCAUACUUCUCAUUUCAGGAAAAGAACUGUAGUUCGCUAAUAGAUCAGGCAAUCAUCCCAACGGGAUUUGAAGCAGGACCUGGAGAACCCAUACAGCGGCCACAGCGCAUGUACCAGGGAUGGCUGAACCCAAGAAGAUCUCCAGCUGGUUAGCAGCAGCGAAGGCAGCUCCGUCCAAAUCGCCGACGCCGUCCCCGCCUAAUCACGUCUCCAUGCUUGCGGCUUUGUGCAACACUGAGGUCAGCAAGGACGCCGAUGGUUUUGUGACGGUGGUCCGAGCUAGGAAGUCUCGGUCCCCCCAGAAAGGGAGCGAGCCUCCUCUGCCACAGGGGGACGAGUUCCCUGCUUUGAAGAGUCCCCCAAAGAGGGGCCAGCCAUUAGAAGGGCCUGUAAAGACCAGGAAGGAGGGGAAGAGGAAGGACGGGCAUAAGGACAGAGCAGAGAACAAGCGAGAGGAGAAAGAAGCCGGCAGAUUGGGAGAGUCGACUGGCAUCAUGGAGAAAAAUGCUGGUGCAGAGGCACCGGACCUCAACCGAGGGGAGGGGAGCAGGAUCAACACUCAGGAAAGACUCCAGGCCCCGACAGGCCCUCUGGAGAAAGAGCAAAUGGGGAGCAAUGGAAAGAGCAGAGAAGGGGGUCUCACAAAGGCGAUCAGCGAGGCGGGCAAGUUGAGGGUGCCCCCCUCGCGUGAGGUCACUGCCGAGUUCGACGGCCUCAUGACCGAGCUCCUGAGUGGCCUGCGACUACAAACGUCAGGACAGGGCCUCUCCCCGCCUGUCACGGCAAGCCCACAAACGCAGGGCCCUGUCCAGGCAACCUGCGCGCCCCCCCAGAACAAGGUGGUGCUCUCCCCCCAGGUGCAAAAGGCCCUUGCAGCGCCCCCUAAAAACGGCCCAGUAAACCUCACUGAGAGGGCGCCCCCCCUGUCACGGAACCUGUUCCCAAACCCCCCAUCGGUUACUAGAACCGCCCCCCAAACCCUGGUUACUGGUCCUCGGCCGCCCACUCCCAAGAUCACAAAAGUCAAACCCCCUGAGCCAAUUCUCACCCCUGCCAGGGGCCCGAAUCCGAACUCUUCCGAGCAAUCUUCCACCCCCCAAACCAGGGAACUGUCGUUCUUCGCAGUCCCUCCAAAGACCCCAAACCCUUACUCUCCCAAGUCCGUGCUCGACCUUUCCAGCCCCGAGGGAUCCCCCAUGCCACGUCAGCAGACCCCGGCCAAUCAGACGCCGCCAGCUAAGCGCUCGGCGUACCGGCCUGCGAUGCACGCUGACCCGAAGAAGGUCAUUGGGCGGAAGGCCGAGGCCCAGAGCCCCUCGCCGGAGGUGGUGACGUCAUCUCCGUUCAGCUACACGCUGUGGGCCCCUCCGCUGACAUCAGCGAGACUCUCCUCGGCGGAGGCAGGUGUCCUGCGAGAGUCUCCCUGCAACGUGGUUAAGGAGGUUAACCCAGCGAAGGGCAGCCGGUUAGGGGCGUGGUUAGGGAAAGGGUCGUCCGGUUUGCUGGAAACGGAGAGCGAGUUUCACCAGGCCCUGAUUCGGGGGGUGUUUACACAGCCUACGCCUUUCCAGCAGCCCACAGGUGUGCAUACGGGGCAUGAGGACGACGAGUUGUGUUGCAAGAUCUGCUUUGAGAGGGAGAGCAACUCAACGUACCUGUGUGGGCACACUUUGUGCAACGACUGUGCAGAAUACAUUCACGUACAUAAGAAGAUCUGCCCGUUCUGCAGUAAGCCGAUAGAAAGUGUGCUUAGAAUGUUCACCUAACAGUGGUAACAAGUUUUCAGGUCAAAGUACUCAAGAGUGUACAUUAGCUAGCUGCCGCCAGGUCGAAUAGUAACUUUUCUUGAUAGUUGUAGCUCACUGGUAGAUCUACUGUGCCAUCAUUUUCUUGGUGCACUUUCAAGUUUAAUCCUGACGUUUAAGCCUGCGCUGCCAUCGGGAAGUGGACCGUUGGGGUUUGCGAACAGCA